CCUGUCCGGUCUGAUUCUAGUUCUAGUAAGUAACAUUUGUUCUGCUUAAUCUGUGAUUCUAAAUCGUGAUAGAGAGUUUCGAUCAUGGUCGUUUUAUUAACCAUUAAGGAAUGAAUGUUCAUCUUCAGAUAGUAAAAUUCAGGAUCCAUGAUUUGCUGGCUAUUGUUUUGUGCAUCAUUUCUUUGAAUGUGAUAUUGUCAGUGUAUUGUCUCCCAGAUUCGCAAGACAUCAUGAGCACCAGACAAGAUCGGGUAGAAAGAGGUAACGAAGAAGGGCCAGCAAGAAAGAAGAGUCGUAUGGAACAAUCAUCGUCAUCCUACCAGUUCCCAACAACUCUUGAGGACUUCCAGUACCAGUUCAAUGAAAAGGGCCAGCUAAGACACUCUGUCUCAGGGAAGCCAUAUGAGUUUGAAUUCAAGAAAGGUGAUCCAACAUACAACCAGAGGAGGUAUGAGGCCCUUGGUAAAAUCAUCACACAACACAUCUAUAAACUCCUGGAGACAGAGACUAAGUUAGAAAGAAUAUACAUCCCAACAGACCAUCAAGAUAAUGAGCCUAGAAGCUUUGUGUUUGUCAGUAAGAAUGCCUUAACCACCAGAGGCAAGUUGCUGGUUCUAAUCAAUGGAUCCGGUGCUGUCAGAGCAGGCCAAUGGGCUAGAAAGCUGAUCAUCAAUGAUUGCCUUGAUAGUGGCACACAGCUCCCCUAUAUCAAGAAAGCAUUAGAGGAGGGCUAUGAGGUCCUUGUCAUGAAUACCAAUGAAAACAGAGGCCAAGAUUCAAGUAGGAGAAGUGUGCCAAUUAGGAAAAGUUCUAGUCCAUAUGAGCAUGGUGUCUAUGUAUGGGAUAAGUUUAUUGCCAGUCGACCUGUCAGACACGUUGCUAUAGUUGCACACAGCAUGGGUGGCAGCGUCACAGAACAUAUAGCCAGUAAAAGAGAGCAGUCCUUCUUGAAGAAAGUAUUUGCUGUUGCUUUCACCGACUCCGUCCACUCCAUGGCGACACUUGGAAUUUCACAUAACAUCAAGAAAUUUUUUGCAAAGCACACUGUUAACUGGGUUUCUUCUGUGCAGCCACUGGACACACCCAGACCAUCCAAGAGACCUCUGGAUAGCAAACAGGUCUCUGCCGGCACCCAGGUCCAUGCUGAAACUUCCUGGACCAGUUUCAAGUCAGUCUUCAAGUUCCUCAAGAGAAAAGAGACCGAACUGAUGACCAAGGAGCGGGGUCAGACUGGACAUAACCCAGGCAUGAGCAUCGCACAUGAUGAGGACCUGGAUGAUGACGACGAUGACAGUACUCUAGAACUAAGAAAGGAAUCCUCGGAUGACGAUAGUCAGGAUAAAGAGAUCGGUCAGGGGGAUCAACCUAAGGGAAGGUCGGGUGCUGGUAUUGAUAUUUCAUCAUCAGACGAAGACACAGAAGCUAGUUUUGAUUUCCAGCGGUACAGCGAGGAAUUAUGAUGAUAGUUUGGCAGCUUCAUCUGCUGGUAUGAAAACUCUUUAUUCAGUGUGAGCUGUGCGUUGUGGCAUGUGCCGGUCCGACCGACAUGGGCAGAAGUUUUGGAUUGAUGCAGAGGUUUCAGGUUCGAGCCUAGGUCAUUAUGGUGACGUUAAAGGUCGGUCAGAUAAAUACCAAGGGCUUGACAGUCCUGAUCGUGGACAGUCAAGCUGUCCGAGGCAUCGAGAUACCUCAUCACUUCUAUUCUCCACUGCUCAUAUACUCAUCAUGAUCAUCUUCUCAUCUCUGCCAAGACUUUGGGCUGAUCUCAACUCAUCUUCUACUCACCACCACCAGGACUUCUCAUCUCAACUCAUCUACACUUCUACUACAUGUCAUUAGUCUCGUCUGGUUUACAGUCCUUUUAAGGACUAUCGUGAAUGAUAAUAAUGAUAUAGGUAUACUUACCGACUUUAGUUCUGAAAACUGUUCUCCCAACGGGCCCUGCUAUUUAUUUUUACCCUGGCUUGAGCUGGGCUGUCUAGGCACUCAAGCAUUCAAAGAAUUUCUUCCUACCAGGUACCCAUGCACCUCACCUGUGUUGAGUGCAGCCCAAUGUGAAUAAAUUUCUUGCUGAAGGAAAUUACGCCAUGGCUAGGAUUCUAACCCACGACCCUCUGUUUUAAAGUCAGAAGACUAAUCCACUGGGCCACAACGCUGAAAGAUACCUCUCACUCUCAUCUUUCUCUUUAUAUCUCUCACGCUGACAUCUCUAACAGUCCAUUUCAUGAUGAAUCAGGCGCAUAGCUAGGGAACCGAUCACCUACCCCCCCCCCCCUACGUCCCCGAAAAGAAAAAAAGGGGGGAAGAGGAGAAAAAGAUAAAGUGAAGGGGAAAAGGGAAGAAGGGUAGCUUUGAGGGUUUCCUUUUUAUUGAAGGAAUGAGAACCUAAAUGAGACUAUUGUCUCAGUUAUUUCAUACUUUAUUUUACUUUACAAUAAUUUGAAGUAUGAAUUUGACUAAUUUCAUACUUUCUUAUACUGAGUAAUUUCAUACUUUUAAAUUUCAGUAAUUUCAUAUUUUCAAAUUUCAGUAAUUUCAUAUUUUUUUUGCUGUUUUGUGGUCCUUUUGAAAAAAUGGGCCAGUAAACAGCAAUUUUGUCUAUCUAGUUUUCUCCACAGGUACAAAAGUGACAACAAAACAGCAAAGAUGUUAAAUUUUGAACAGCUUUUGUCAUUGUGUCCUCCACCCUAUUUUCCUCCCUUGGCUAUAGGACUGCCAGCAAGUAUAAAAAAGAAACUGCAAUAAGCCAUGGAAUUAAAGAGUGGAAAUAGAUUGAAAUAUAAAAAGAUCAUCUUUUUACUUUAAAAUUGAUAGCACAAAUUCCCCCAUUUCAGAUCGGAGUGGGUAAAACUCUUUAUCAUAUCAGCCGCCAGUCCAAAUAUUAAAGCUAAUGUACAUGUUACAGUACUUUUUAGCUCAUUACUAGACAAGCGUCUUUGGCAAGCAGGUUACUCUCUUAAAAAGAGGCAGAGGAGUUUUACUUCUCUACAUGCAGGCUGAAUAGUGUUUCUGAAAUAAAUAGUUGAUUAUCUUGAUAUGAUACAUUUUCAUUGUCCAUAAUGCCAGGUAUGGAAAUUUUAAGAAUCCAUUUCAGUAUAUCAAUUACAAAUUGGUUAACAAGAAAGUGAAAAUACAGACCUUUAUAAUUUCUAGUGAAUUAACUUCGAUGGAAAGAAGUCUUGUGAAGCAAUCAAUAUGUGCAAUCUUGUUUUUUAACAGUUUGAUCAGUUAGAGCAUUUGAAUUGAUGUUGUGUGUUUGUAACCCAUAGUUAAUACUAAUAUGAUAUUAAACAUUCCCCAUUUUAUGUAAUUUUAAAGGUAGAUUAUGACCUUUAUAAUAUCAAAAUUUGUUAAAGCAUGAUCCUUGGUAUGAGAGGUACCCUCUGCAUACCCUGUUGUGACUCCUAUAUACUAUAUCUGACUUUAUUAUUUUUUUUUUAGAUUUCUUCCGGAAUGUCAUUGCAGAUUGUUUAUGUCAACAGGAACAUGUUGAAAAACAGUGUAUAUGUCAUCUGAACUUGUUUAUUCUGUAUGAAUAUUUUUAAAUAAAUAAAUAAAAUCAAUCAGGUCCUUUACCCCCUCUGAUUUAUAUGAGAAAAUUCCAAAUCGCAAAGAAAAGUCGGAUUCACCCUGGUCGGUUUCCCAAUGAUGCCUGUCGUGUUUGUAUUUGAGUAUAUGCAGCAUUAUACCAUUCCAAAUUGAAAUUCUGUAAUUUUUUAUAGAAAUUUGUUUUUAGAUUUACAUUUGUACAGAUCGUCUUGAAUGAGUGAAUAAAUACAUUUUUAAUGAAAUGUGA
Messenger RNA from Lytechinus variegatus (green sea urchin), 3796 nucleotides. Its product is annotated as cotranscriptional regulator FAM172A homolog. Gene Ontology annotation, cellular component: nucleus. The transcript is spliced from 11 exons. NCBI's taxonomy places the organism in Eukaryota, Metazoa, Echinodermata, Echinoidea, Temnopleuroida, Toxopneustidae. The record is from RefSeq and is a predicted model, not a curated record. Gene Ontology annotation, biological process: regulatory ncRNA-mediated heterochromatin formation. Bases 111 to 1460 code for a protein of 449 amino acids. Gene Ontology annotation, molecular function: siRNA binding.